Sardina pilchardus (European sardine) is the source of this 1054-nucleotide messenger RNA. Its product is annotated as stonustoxin subunit beta-like. Bases 1 to 1002 code for a protein of 333 amino acids. The transcript is spliced from 5 exons. Lineage: Eukaryota; Metazoa; Chordata; Actinopteri; Clupeiformes; Clupeidae. The record is from RefSeq and is a predicted model, not a curated record. Gene Ontology annotation, molecular function: protein binding.
AUGGCUGUGAACUCUCUGCACCUGCUCCUCAAUACUUUGGAUGAGUUGAAGAAGAAAGACCUGAAGCGGUUCAGGAUGUACCUGUCUGAGAGGACGGUGGAGGGGUUUGAGCCCAUCCCCAGAGGAAAGCUGGAGGACAGUGACACUACUGAUGUUGCCUCUAUAAUGACGGAUGCAUAUGGGGAGGAAGGCAGAGUGGAAGUGACUCUGACCAUCCUGAGGAAGAUGAGCCUCAACAACCUUGCAGACAAACUAGAAGAGAGCUCAGAGAAGGGUUGUGAUUCUCUGGCUUCAGCUCUGACUUCAAACCCCUCCCAUCUAAAAGAGUUAGAUCUGAGCUACAAUCAUCCUGGAGAAUCAGGACUGGAGCUGUUAUCUGCUAGACUGGAGGAUCCUGUGUGUAAACUGACACUUAAAACUGACCAUGCGUCUUUAGACAGACCACGUUUGCUGAUAUAUGCCGGCGAGCUCACACUGGACCCAAACACAAUAAACAGAUUUCUCUCCCUCUCUGAUGGGAACAGAAAGGUGACGCGUGUUAGGGAGGAGCAGCCGUAUCCUGAACACCCGGAGAGAUUUGACGUGUAUCCUCAGGUGUUGUGUAGAGAGGGUCUGACUGGACGCUGCUACUGGGAGGCUGAGUUGAGUGGGACCAAUAGAGGAGCUGGUAUAUCUGUGGCCUAUAAAAGCAUCAAGAGGAAAGGUGGGGAUGAUGACGUCAUAAUGGGACAGAAUGCCAAGUCCUGGAGUCUGAUCUGCUCUCCUGACAGUUACCAUGUCUGCCACAACAACGAAGAGACUGACAUACCUGCCCCCUCCUCCGACUCUAGUGGAGUGGGAGUGUACCUGGACUGGCCGGCUGGCACUCUGUCCUUCUACAGCGUCUCCUCUCACACACUCACCCACCUGCACACGUUCCACUCCACAUUCACUGAGCCCCUCUGUCCAGGGUUUAGGGUUUAUUAUUCUGGCUCCUCAGUGUCUCUGUGCCAGAUCACAUGAGUUCCACCUCCAACAGUUACACCUGCCUGGCACAAUAAUACAGACCCAGACA